CUCUCCUCCAGCGAUAAGCGAACCACGAGAGGACACAGCAUCUGAAAUCGUACAAAGUAUCUGAAGAACAUAAAUUAAAAAUCUUUACUUUGUAAUAAUGGCAUCAGGGUUUUGAUCGGAGAACCUAAAAAGUAUCGACUUUUUCUUAGGACAUGAAUCUCGCGGUGGCUAGUUUUCGCGGCAAUUUCGGCGUCUUGUCGCAAUGCAGCUCAUAUUGUAGUCUUCAGUUUCAGCCUUUUGUAGCUGCUACUUCGAGUCUCAAUUUUGGGCAAACAAGAACAUCUCGAAGGAAGAAGAAUCUGAAGCUUGAAAGAGUUUUCAGAAAGAGAGAGACUUUGGUUAGAGUGACGGAGACGCAAACAGAACCAGAAGGCAAUAACGAUGAGGAUAAUAAUGGUGAAGAAGGCAAAGAGACUUCAGCAGAUGAUCCACCUACACAAAUUCCUACUGAGUUGAAUUCACAGUCAACAAUUGUGAAUGAAGCGCCGGGCAAUGAGGAGGAAAACAAAGCUCAGCUCAGUUCUCAGGACGGUGAUAAAUUAGAAGUUAGCAGUGGUUCUCCUCUUCCUGGUGUGAAUGUAAGUAUUACCAACAAUGUUAAAUACAAAGGCGACAGCUUAAUGCUUUCUAUUUAUUUAUCUUUCAUAAAAAGUUGUUGUGAACAGCCAUUACAAUUGGAUGAUUCCAUGAGACUCCCCAAGGAAACCAUUGAUAUUCUCAGGGGCCAAGUAUUCGGGUUUGACACCUUCUUCGUAACAAGUCAAGAACCAUACGAGGGUGGGGUAUUGUUCAAAGGAAACCUAAGGGGCGAGCCUGCUAAAAGUUACGAGAAGAUAAAGACGAGGAUGGAGAAUAAUUUUGGUGACCAGUACAAGCUUUUCCUCCUCUCCAAUCCUGAGGAUGAUAAACCUGUGGCCGUUGUUGUUCCAAGAAGGUCCUUAGAACCCGAAACAACAGCUGUUCCUGAAUGGUUUGCUGCUGGUUCUUUUGGAUUGGUGGCAUUGUUUACAUUGUUUCUCCGUAAUGUGCCCGCCUUGCAAUCCGACUUACUAUCGGCAUUUGACAACCUUGAACUGCUGAAAGAUGGCUUACCGGGAGCUCUUGUCACCACUCUUGUCCUUGGAGUACAUGAACUGGGACACAUUUUAGUUGCAAAUAGCUUAGGGAUAAAGCUUGGUGUUCCAUUCUUUGUUCCAAGUUGGCAGAUAGGCUCUUUCGGUGCUAUAACGAGAAUCAAAAAUAUCGUAGCCAAGCGAGAAGAUCUUUUGAAGGUCGCAGCUGCAGGACCUUUGGCUGGCUUUUCUCUAGGCUUGAUUCUGUUUCUUCUAGGGUUGUUCGUGCCUCCUAGUGACGGCAUUGGCGUUGUAGUUGACGCAUCAGUGUUUCACGAGUCCUUCCUUGCUGGUGGUAUUGCAAAGCUCUUACUAGGUGAUGCACUUAAAGAAGGAACUUCAAUAUCUCUUAACCCACUUGUGAUCUGGGCAUGGGCUGGACUUCUCAUCAAUGGCAUUAACAGCAUUCCUGCGGGGGAGCUCGAUGGGGGCAGAAUAGCUUUCUCCAUUUGGGGUAGAAAGACCGCAACACGGCUCACAGGUGCAUCCAUAGCGCUUUUGGGCUUAUCGGCGUUGUUCAGUGACGUGGCAUUCUACUGGGUGGUUCUGAUAUUCUUCCUGCAGCGUGGACCGAUUGCACCGCUGGCUGAAGAAAUCACGGCACCUGAUGAUAAGUAUGUGUCUCUAGGAAUCCUGGUUCUGUUUCUCUCCUUGCUUGUGUGUUUGCCUUACCCAUUUGCUUUCACCGGCAAUGAAGCCAUGAUGAUUGGCUUGUGAAGUGACUCAUAUCAUUACACAGCUCAGUAAGAAAUCAGAGAUAUAGUUGUAACCUUUUGUUUUGGUCUCUAAGUUAUGUUCUACUUUUACAUCUUAAGUUAUGUUUUUGUUCUUGUUCUACAAACCAAAAUUUUCUCAAAAGUUAAUUACCAAUCUGGAUUUUGAAAAA
Molecule: messenger RNA, 1998 nt
Organism: Arabidopsis lyrata subsp. lyrata
Lineage: Eukaryota; Viridiplantae; Streptophyta; Magnoliopsida; Brassicales; Brassicaceae
Product: probable zinc metalloprotease EGY2, chloroplastic
Exons: 11
Coding region: 153-1829 (558 amino acids)
Biological process (GO): proteolysis
Source: RefSeq, a predicted model, not a curated record